AUGACGAGAAGCAUAAUUUGGCUAAUUCUAUUGUUAAGUGGAAUCAUUUGUGAAGCGCAAUAUCACAACUGUUUCAUGUCCGGUGGUUAUUCCGGACGGUCAACAUGGUGCGGCGAAAACUCGAAAGAUGAAGAGAAUUUGAAGGAUCCAGUGGAAAUAAUGAAGCGUGCAAAGGAAUUCCUCGAAAAGCAAAGUAAAAUUAUGUUUGAUCCAAUGACAUGGACAAUAAGUCCACCAACACCACCACCACCCAUCAGUAUAACACCGGUAGCUACAAAAGCAAAUGCAGUACUUAAUGUUCAACCUGAUGUAACCGGAGCAAAAUUACAAUCAUCAUAUAUCCCGUUAUAUUCGGUAGCACUGCCUAACAAUGCCAAUUCAUUCUUUACUCCUACUUCAGGUAUUCCAACAAAUGGUAACAAUUUGCAGUUGUUACCAUUUGUUGGAAUAAUCUCUCCGGAAAAUUCGCACAGUCUUCAGAAUAUUCCUAUUUCAACUAGCCAAGCAAACCAACCUGUCCGUUUUGAAAAUUCGGAGCAAAUAAGUGUACAACAACAGCAAUUUCAGAAUCAAGCAAAUCACUUGCUAAAUAAAGCAAAUGAAAUGCCCCUUUUGUUGAAAAUACCACCAGCAACUUCACCACCAAAAUUUUUCGCUGAAGAGCAGAAUCUAAAAUUGAAAGAAAAUAAUGACUUAACAGAUAUAGGUAGCAUAAAGCCAGUCAGGUUAGUCUUAAAUCGGCCAUUAGCAGCACUCUCAUCCCGAAAAGACAAUCAAUCAGUGAAUGCUUAA
Molecule: messenger RNA, 792 nt
Organism: Brugia malayi
Lineage: Eukaryota; Metazoa; Nematoda; Chromadorea; Rhabditida; Onchocercidae
Exons: 1
Coding region: 1-792 (263 amino acids)
Source: RefSeq, a predicted model, not a curated record